AUGAGCGUCUAUGGGAGACUUCUCCACAAAGUUAUCAUGAUGAUGAGUAUGAAGUGCAUGAAGGAAGUGGCAGGAAUUCUGCCACCAGAAGAGGCCAAGGUGCAGCCAGAGGAGGCCCUCAUAAACCUUUCCCUCCAUCUCAUCAAGGAGCUAACCAAGUCCCAAGAGGCUGAGUCUAGUUCUAAGCAACAUCACACUGGGUUCAGAGAGGAAGCGCCCCUUCAGAAGCCCACAGUCACCAAAAAGCCAUUUAUUGAAGGCUCCCAGCCCUCCCAUAGACAUAACAGCGGAGUCCCCCCUAAACCGUCCAUGUACACGGGGAACAUACCUGCCUUGAUUUCCACACUUGCUGAAGACAAGAAGGCACCCAAGUAUAAACCCAAGAAGCACCCUUCUGUCCAUCAAGGACUACAUCCUCAGCAUCUUCCUAUCAUUGAGACCAACCCAGAGUUACGAGCCCUUCUAAGCCAAGCUACCAUGUGGGUAGAUGAGCUUUUGGAUCAAGACAGCCUAGUGCAGCAACUUCACAAUAGUAUGGACACAGUCCUGAAGUCCUCUGAGGAGACCUCUAAGGAAGUCCUCCGUGCCUACGAUCUGUUCUUAUAUGAACAUAAUCAAACCCAGAACGCUGCCAGAAGUAUUAGGGCUUUGUUUCUGGCAAUGCAUGCCAACACCCUAACUGCCAAUGAAUAUUGGUAUGCUGAAAGAGGGCUUGCAGCUCUCUAUGCUGACACAGCUCGUGGGGGACAACUCUCCCUAAACUCUACUUUCUCCACUAAACUCGCUAUGUUCUCGAUCCUUAACUCCGGUGUGGGUUCUCCAGGAUUCUGCAAGGUCCGGGCUCAACUAAUCUACUACCCACUUGUUGUGGGCUAG
Cantharellus anzutake is the source of this 876-nucleotide messenger RNA. RefSeq lists its product as uncharacterized. Bases 1 to 876 code for a protein of 291 amino acids. Lineage: Eukaryota; Fungi; Basidiomycota; Agaricomycetes; Cantharellales; Hydnaceae. The record is from RefSeq and is a predicted model, not a curated record. The transcript is spliced from 3 exons.